This is a messenger RNA of Scheffersomyces amazonensis, 1974 nucleotides long. RefSeq names its product TFIIH/NER complex subunit. Gene Ontology annotation, cellular component: transcription factor TFIIH core complex; transcription factor TFIIH holo complex. NCBI's taxonomy places the organism in Eukaryota, Fungi, Ascomycota, Pichiomycetes, Serinales, Debaryomycetaceae. Bases 1 to 1974 code for a protein of 657 amino acids. Gene Ontology annotation, biological process: nucleotide-excision repair; transcription by RNA polymerase II; transcription by RNA polymerase I. The transcript has 2 exons. The record is from RefSeq and is a predicted model, not a curated record.
AUGGAUAUUGUGGCAGGAGCAUGUUCGGUGGAUAAGGUUUCAGGAAUGAUCCAUAUCCGAGAGGAUUUGACACCUCUGAUGUUGGAAUGGAAGGCCAUUGAUCAAGAUAAGGUAUUGGCAUUUCCCUUGAAUACCAUAUCUAAUUUGCAAGCUACGAAGGAAGAUUCACCAAAAAUGAUCUUAAAGUUGUUUUAUAAGGUUGAAGGCGUAGAGGAACCUAAAACGGUUAAAUUAACCUUUACAAAUCGUCCAACCAUGAAUAAUAUAAAGGAUUCAUUACAAACAGUAGUGGCGAGACAAAGAACCAUUAUUAAAGAUCAAGGAGGUAAUAAUAAUAAUAUGCUGCCAGCAUAUGAUAAUGAUUCUAAAACUCCAAUGACUGCCACUCCUACACCAGGCCCAUCAUCUGAUAGAAGUGGUAAAAACAAUAAUUUCACUGCAUCUUCAGGAUUUUCUGAAAUAUCACUCUCUGACUCUGCAUUAUUAAAGAACUUACAAUUACAACAAAAGUUAUUAUUUGAAGAUAAACAACUUCGAGAUAUUUUCACUCAAUCUGUCAUAGAAUUUAAAUUAUCUCCCACAACUUUCUGGUCUACACGUAUCAAUCAACUUCGAACAUAUGCCUUAACCAUAUCUCAACAUAAAGGUCCCUAUAAUGUUCUUUCAACAAUUAAAGUAGUAGCUACAUCGGAUAAUCAAGUCAAUGUUAACGUUACUAGAAAUGUUAUUAAUGAAAUCUUCCAAACUUAUCCUGUUAUUAAAAAGGCCUUUUCAGAUUUAGUUCCUGCCAAGUUUGAUGAAGGAGAAUUUUGGUCAAGAUUUUUCAAUUCAAAGUUAUUUAGAAGAUUAAGAGGUGAUAAAAUAAACAAUGCCACUGGACGUGGUGAUGUUCUGUUGGAUAAAUACUUAUAUAUUGAUCAAAAAUAUAUUGAUCAAGAGGCAAAAGAAGUUGCUGACCAGAGUAACGAAGCUACUAAAAUACCACAAGAAGAAGUAAGAGUUAAUAAGUUCAUAGACUUAUAUGGGAAUGAAGAAGAUAAUUCCCAAAAAUUAGGGAAUCAACCUGAUUUUACAAUGAGAUUUGAAGAAGAUUUCGAUAACGAAACUCAUAAGAAAUUAUUAGGACAUCAAGAAAAUGAAAUGAUUAUCUUGAUGAAGAAUAUGAAUAAAUUAAGUUCCAAAAUGGUUAAUAUGACCAAUAUAAAGGAAUCAACGCCUAUGGAAGAAGAGAUGAAAGCAUAUGAAGAAGAAUUAAAUCUUCAUGAUCUUGAAGAUGCAGAGGAUUUGAAAUAUAUCACCAUUCAUAUUGAUACCAAUAAAGAUAUGAAGGAACAGGCAUUACAUGAUGAUCAUCAUAAGGAAUCACAAUUAUCACAACAAGAAUUGAUUGACUAUUUAAGAUCAAAUGAAAUCAAACCUCAAAUUGAUGGUGGAAUAGAUUUGACAGAUGUAUAUAAAACUAAAGAUGAAGAAAUUACUAAAUCUUUGGCUGAAAUCAAUACAAUAGUUCGACAAAAUUUCCGAACUUUCAAAGUAAUCUCUCGUGAAGUACAAAAUUCAGAAAACAAUUCAUUAACAAAUUUAGUUUCAAAUGAAAUAUAUCAGGAUAUUAUUAAAUAUAAUAUUACCAUUGUUGAAUUCUUAUCUCAUUUCUGGAAAUUAUACCUUUCGAAAUCAUCCAAACCUAAGGAGCUUCGGAAUUUAUUUAAUAGUUUAAGGAAUUGUGAAGACAAAUUAAAAACUUUUAAGAAUUCCGUUAUUGAACAAGUCGAUCAUAUGGAGAGUGUUAAAGCUAAUCCAAAAUUACGAGAUAAAAUUAUUCAGGAUUUUCAAAAUAGUAUUGAUCCUAUGGAAAUAAGUUUAAAGCAUGCAUGUGCCGAGUAUAUUAAUUCCGUUCGUGCUGCACAACAAGAGGGUACACCUUCGACAGAAGCUGUGAUAAAUGGUAACGGAAAAAGGCUUUUAGAACCAUAA